Symphalangus syndactylus (siamang) is the source of this 3912-nucleotide messenger RNA. It is a transcript of the gene ALDH3B1, whose product is annotated as aldehyde dehydrogenase 3 family member B1. Gene Ontology annotation, biological process: aldehyde metabolic process. Lineage: Eukaryota; Metazoa; Chordata; Mammalia; Primates; Hylobatidae. The record is from RefSeq and is a predicted model, not a curated record. Gene Ontology annotation, molecular function: 3-chloroallyl aldehyde dehydrogenase activity; aldehyde dehydrogenase (NAD+) activity. Gene Ontology annotation, cellular component: cytoplasm.
CUUCCUCAUUUGUAAGAUGUUAGAUCUGGGGAAAGACAGGCUCUAUGAAUGGGGUGGCCCAUGGGGUGGUGUGGAGGAACACAGAAGCACAGGGCGCUGGGAGAGGAGCAGGCAUGAGGUGUGGUCCCUAAGAUGGUAUUUCUAGACUCCAGCCACCUUUGGGUCUGACCUCUUUGUUUUGCAGAAGGGGAAACUGAGUCUUGGGUAGGGUGUAGCAGGACAAGCCGCAGACAAAACUCUUCAGACGCUGGAUUAAAGAAGGAAGAGGUUAUUCGGCCGGGAGCAUCGGCAGACUUGCGUCAAGAGUCAAGCUCCCUGAAAAAGACAUUCUUGGCCUUUUUAAAGGCUUACAACUUUAAGGGGUCCACGUGAAAGGGUCGUGACAAAUCGAGCAAGUGUGGGGAACGUGACCAGGGGCUACAUGCAUCAGCUAACAGAACAGAAAGUUUUGCAAUGCUUUCUCAUACAAUGUCUGGAAUUUACAGAUAACACAAGUAGUUUAGGUCAGGGGUUGAUAUUAUUAUUAUUAUCACUUUUUUUUAACUACCAGGGCCAGGUGGCUGCGCCAAGGUCUUCUGGCUAUUUCUCUUACUUCUGUUUUUUUUUUUCUAACUUUUUGCUUUCUCUCUUUCUUCCUGUCUUGUAAACCAGGCAACGUGGUAGGAGGAGGACAGCAGGAGUAAUAGUGGUCUCCUUCCUUAGGGGAAGCAUUGAGGGAAGGCUGGGAGUGGGGGGUCGAGACUUCCUUGCUAUUCUGGGCCAUAACAUUCCACAUAAUAUUAUAAUAUAAUAUAAUUAAUACAAUAAUAGUUCCCCACCCCACACCAGGAUUCCCAGGGCCCACUGCCCCACUCCUCCUCCUCAGGCUGCCCCUCAGCUCGGAGCUCAGCCCUGCCGUGUGGCUCUAGCUUGGCGCCCUCUGGGCGUUGACUGCUUUUCUGUGGUCUGGGAGGAGAUGUUGAGGCCCCUGAGGGAGGCGGUGGUGAAAUCUUGGCUUGCAGCCUCCAGCCCGCCCAGAGCCAGAGUCAGGCACGAGGCUAGGGCAACUCCGCCCCCCCCAGGGGCUGGCCCUGUGUUGGACAUUUCUUAACAGCAGGGCCACCAGGCAGAGCGGGACAGCCAGGAGGAAGGGCAACUUGGCAGAGCCUCAGGAUGGACCCCUUUGAGGACACGCUGCGGCGACUGCGGGAGACCUUCCACGCGGGGCGCACACGGCCAGCUGAGUUCCGGGCUGCGCAGCUCCGAGGCCUGGGCCGCUUCCUGCAAGAAAACAAGCAGCUUCUGCACGACUCACUGGCCCAGGACCUGCACAAGUCAGCCUUCGAGUCGGAGGUGUCUGAGGUUGCCAUCAGCCAGGGCGAGGUCACCCUGGCCCUCAGGAACCUCCGGGCCUGGAUGAAGGAUGAGCGUGUGCCCAAGAACCUGGCCACGCAGCUGGACUCCGCCUUCAUCCGGAAGGAGCCCUUUGGCCUGGUCCUCAUCAUUGCGCCCUGGAACUAUCCCCUGAACCUGACACUGGUGCCCCUCGUGGGUGCCCUCGCUGCAGGGAACUGUGUGGUGCUGAAGCCAUCAGAGAUUAGCAAGAACGUCGAGAAGGUCCUGGCCGAGGCGCUGCCCCGAUAUGUGGACCAGAGCUGCUUUGCCGUGGUGCUGGGUGGGCCCCAGGAGACGGGGCAGCUGCUGGAACACAGGUUCGACUACAUCUUCUUCACAGGGAGCCCUCGUGUGGGCAAGAUUGUCAUGACCGCUGCUGCCAAGCACCUGACACCUGUCACCCUGGAGCUGGGGGGCAAGAACCCUUGCUACGUGGACGACAACUGCGACCCCCAGACCGUGGCCAACCGCGUGGCCUGGUUCCGCUACUUCAACGCCGGCCAGACCUGUGUGGCCCCCGACUACGUCCUGUGCAGCCCCGAGAUGCAGGAGAGGCUGCUGCCCGCCCUGCAGAGCACCAUCACCCGUUUCUAUGGCGACGACCCCCAGAGCUCCCCAAACCUGGGCCGCAUCAUCAACCAGAAACAGUUCCAGCGGCUGCAGGCGUUGCUGGGCUGCGGCCGUGUGGCCAUUGGGGGCCAGAGCGACGAGAGCGAUCGCUACAUCGCCCCCACGGUGCUGGUGGAUGUGCAGGAGACGGAGCCUGUGAUGCAGGAGGAGAUCUUCGGGCCCAUCCUGCCCAUCGUGAACGUGCGGAGCGUGGACGAGGCCAUCGAGUUCAUCAACCGGCGGGAGAAGCCCCUGGCCCUGUACGCCUUCUCCAACAGCAGCCAGGUGGUCAAGCGGGUGCUGACCCAGACCAGCAGCGGGGGCUUCUGUGGGAACGACGGCUUCAUGCACAUGACCCUGGCCAGCCUGCCUUUUGGAGGAGUGGGUGCCAGUGGGAUGGGCCGGUACCACGGCAAGUUCUCCUUUGACACCUUCUGCCACCAUCGCGCCUGCCUCCUGCGCAGCCCGGGGAUGGAGAAGCUCAAUGCCCUCCGCUACCCGCCGCAAUCGCCACGCCGCCUGAGGGUGCUGCUGGUGGCCAUGGAGACCCGAGGCUGCAGCUGCACACUGCUCUGAGCCCUUCCCCAGGCCCAGGCCAGAGACCACCAUGACCGCUGUUGCCUGCAGCUGGUGGAGACGGGGCCUGGGCUCCAGGGCCCGAGGAGGAAAAGGAUCGCCAAGGCUCCAGGGCACCCCUCAAAGCAGCACCUGCCUCCUCCCUCCUGGAUCUUCCCUCUCCCUGCCUCAGCCUCCUCCCUCAGCUGCUCCCAACCACGAGAGCUGAGGUGGGAGGCAUGGGAAACAGUGCAGUGACCCACCCCCUGCCCCCGCACCAACCACCCAUGUUCAGGAGAAAAGGACAGACAUGGCGCCUCUGAGUCACCCCUCUCCUGUGGGGCAGGCGUCCGAAGGGCCCUGGCAUCUGACUCAGACCACACCAUGGAAUCACUGCAUCCAAGGCCAUCCCUGCCCUCUCUGAGUCUCAGUUUCUCCAUUUGUUCAGUGGAGAGAAUUAACCAUUGAUACCUGCUGGCUGGGUGCGGUGGCUCACACCUGUAAUCCCAGCACUUUGGGAGGCCGAGGCGGGCGGAUCACCUGAAAUCAGGAGUUCAAGAUCAGCCUGGCCAAAAUGACGAAACCCCGUCUCUACUAAAAAUACAAAAAUUAGCCCAGCGUGGUGGCGCAUGCCUGUAAUCCCAGCUACUCAGGAGGCUAAGGCAGGAGAAUCGCUUGAACCCGGGAGGUGGAGGUUGCUGUGAGCUGAGAUCGCAUCACUGAACUCCAGCCUGGGUGACAGAAUGAGGCUCUGCCUUAAAAAAAAAAAAAAAAAAACCCUCCUGGGACUGUUGCAAGGAUGAAAUGAGGGAUUGAGGGAUUGAGGGAUUGAGGGAUUGGGGGAUUGCUGAGCUGGAGCUCCAGGUGUCCUAUCUUUUCUCGGUGGGUGGCACGGAGCGAGGCCACCUCCCUCUUCUCUCCAGCCAGGUGGGGCUGUAGUUAUGUGAUAGGGUCUCCCUUCCCUCCAGACCAUGCCAGAGGAGCUUGGAACUCUUUAUCCUCACGGUGCCCACUACGAGUCAUACUCUUCCCCAUCCUGCUCAUCCUCCUGGGCCCCAUCCACUCAGUCAAAGCAGAAUACAGGGUUUCCUGUCUGACAACCCUUCUCACCUCCCAAGUCCCACUUUUGAACAAGUUGAUGAUUCUGAAACCGGCCCAAUUUCCUAACAAGCCGGAUGCUUGAGAAACCUACAUUUGGACAAUGACAGGCAGCUCCUGCGGCCUGCGGGCCACCUCCUCUUCCUUGGCUCCUGCUUUCUUUUCAGACUAUAUCAACCUACAACUUUAGUUGGGGAGGGGGAAAGGGGUGGACCUGAGUUUCGUCUCCUGUCUCUCUGGCUGAUGUCACCUGAAUAAAGCCUUCUUCCCUGGCAA